Molecule: messenger RNA, 3158 nt
Organism: Engraulis encrasicolus (European anchovy)
Lineage: Eukaryota; Metazoa; Chordata; Actinopteri; Clupeiformes; Engraulidae
Gene: bcas3
Product: BCAS3 microtubule associated cell migration factor
Exons: 25
Coding region: 110-2932 (940 amino acids)
Biological process (GO): response to starvation; autophagy
Cellular component (GO): cytoplasm
Molecular function (GO): protein binding
Source: RefSeq, a predicted model, not a curated record
UGUUUUUCUGCUGUAUGUGUUGAGGCGUUCGAAGAAGAUCUCUGCGUUGAACAUAAUAGACUGGAAACACAUUUUUGGAUCUUAUUAAGGUCAAGGACUUGUCAACAGGAUGGCAAGUGACUCCCCUCGCAGACCAAGCCGCUGUGCUGGAGGGGUUGUGGUUCGUGCCCAGGCUGCCACUGAGCAGUCAUACAUGGAGAGUGUUGUUACAUUCCUGCAAGAUGUUGUCCCUCAGGCAUAUACUGGUAAUCCACCAACUGAUGAGAAGGAGAAGAUUGUUUGGGUGCGGUUUGAAAAGGCUGAUAUCAAUGAUGUGGCUCGUUCGCCAGAGUUCCUGGAGAUGCACGGCAGUGGCAACGAGCCUCCCCUCUGUCUCAUGAUCGGCUACUCUGAUGGCAUGCAGAUGUGGAGCAUAUCGCUGAGUGGAGAGGCACAGGAGCUGUUCUCAGUGCGUCACGGUCCAGUGCGGACGGCCCGGCUCUUGCCUGCUCCCCAUAUCAGUCCCUUGAAGACGGACAACUUUGCUGAGAAGAGGCCGCUGCUGGGCGUGUGCAAGAGUGCAGGGUCGUCGGGGACAAGCCCUGCAUACUGUUGUGUGGACCUCUACUCCCUAAGGACGGGCGAGAUGGUGAAAUCCAUCCAGUUCAAAACCCCCAUUUACGACCUACACUGCAACAAAAGGAUCCUUGUGGUCAGUUUGCAAGAGAAGAUUGCAGCUUUUGACAGCUGCACAUUCACGAAAAAGUUCUUUGUCACAAGCUGCUACCCCUGUCCUGGACCUAAUCUGAACCCUAUUGCGUUGGGGGAGAGAUGGCUGGCCUAUGCGGAGAACAAGUUGAUCCGGUGUCACCAGUCGCGUGGUGGAGCCUGUGGGGACAAUGCCCAGUCCUACACCGCUACUGUCAUCAGCGCUGCCAAAACUCUAAAGACGGGUCUGACGAUGGUGGGUAAGGUGGUGACCCAGCUCGCGGGUACGUUGCCCGCGGUUACAGCGGACGAGGAGGGAUCCCCCCACAGUGCCGUCCGCCGCAGCCCCCACGUACCCGGAGUCAUCACCAUCAUCGACCUGCAGACAGUUGGAGAGGGACAGGUCUUGGUGAGUGACGACUCGGACGGCGAGGGGGUGGUGGCCCACUUCCCGGCGCAUGAUAAACCCAUAUCCUGCAUGGCGUUCAACCCCAGCGGUAUGCUUCUGGUGACCACAGAUUCGCUGGGCCAUGACUUCCACGUCUUCCAGGUUCUGACGCACCCCUGGGCCUCCUCCCAGAGUGCCGUGCACCACCUCUACACUCUCCAUCGGGGCGAAACUGAAGCAAAGGUGCAGGACAUCUGCUUCAGCCACGACAGCCGCUGGGUGGUGAUCAGCACGCUGCGCGGCACCUCACACGUCUUCCCCAUCAACCCAUACGGCGGCGCGCCCUGCGCCCGCACCCACAUGUCCCCGCGCGUGGUCAACCGCAUGAGCCGCUUCCAGAAGAGCGCCGGCCUGGAGGAGAUCGAGCAGGAGCUGAGCAGCAAGCAGGCGGGCGGACGCUGCAGCCCCAUCCCCGGCCUGUCCAGCAGCCCGUCUGGCUCACCGCUGCAUGCUAAACUCAACAGUCAGGAGGCGUACAACAACUUUGCCAACAACAACAUGGGCAACCCGCGGCUGUCCCCGCUGCCCAGCCUGACCACCGUGCUGCCCCUGGCCCAGAUCAAACAGCCCAUGACCCUGGGCACCAUCACCAAACGCACCGGCAAAGCCAAGCCCCCGCCUCAGAUCUCCCCCAGCAAGUCCAGCGGAGGAGAGUUCUGUGUGGCCGCCGUCUUCGCCCCCUCCCGCUCCUGGUUCAUCACCAACCCCAACAUGAAGAGGGAGAAAGAUCAGUCCCGCCAGUCGGUGGUGGAAUCCCUGUACAUCCUGAGUUGCUACGGCAACCUGGUGGAACACGUUCUGGAGCCUCGGCCAAUCAGCACGGCCCAGAAGAUCAGUGAUGACACACCUCUGGAGCUCAACACAUCCCCACGAGCCUGCUGGACCCUGGCCCGGACGCCACAGUGGAACGAGCUCCAACCACCUUUCAACAGCAACCACCCAUUGGUCCUGGCCUCAGACUUGGUGCAGUACUACCAGUACCUCCUGGCUGGCUUGGUUCCUCCUGGUAGUCCUGGUCCCAUCACGCGUCACGAGUCUUAUGACAGCCUGGCCUCCGACCACAGCGGCCCAGACGACGAGGAGUGGCUCUCACAGGUGGAGAUUGUGACCCACACGGGCCCCCACCGGCGCCUGUGGAUGGGCCCCCAGUUCCAGUUCAAGACCAUCCACCCGUCGGGCCAGACCACGGUCAUCUCCUCCAGCUCCUCUGUGCUGCAGUCACAGGGCCCCACCGACACACAGCAGCCGCUGCUGGACUUCGACACCGACGACCUGGACCUGCACAGCCUGAGGAUCCAGCCGGUGCGUUCAGAGCCAGUGAGCAUGCCGGGUUCUUCUCGUGUAAUGGGGGACAGGAGAGGCCAGUCCAUUGAUACCGGAUCAGGCACGUUUGACCGGAGCGUGACCCUGUUGGAGGUGUGCGGCAGCUGGCCAGAGAGCUUCGGCCUGCGUCACAUGACCUCGGCCGACACCACGGAGGAGGGCCUGAGGGAGCGGCUGGCCGAUGCCAUGUCCGAAUCACCCAGCAGGGACAUCACGGGGUCCGCCACAGACAAGAGAAGAUAUAGACAGGAUGUAAGUGGGAGAGAGAGAGAUGGGACGCAGAACAACGUGUUUGGCGCGAGCUCCGAUGUCCAUCAGCUCAUUCAGCUGCAGAGGGAGGGGAGCAUUGAGACUCUCAGCAACAGUUCUGGCUCCACCAGUGGCAGCAUCCCGCGGAACUUCGAGGGCUACCGCUCGCCGCUGCCCACCAACGAGAGCCAGCCGCUCAGCCUCUUCCCCACCGGCUUCCCCUGAGAUGCAUCCAACAGCCCCACCACCACCCCUUACACACACACACACACACACACACACACACACACACACACACACACACACACACACACACACACACACACACACACACACACACACACACACACACACACACUCCUUGUUGCACCUAUAGCAGCACACCCUGAGCUAAUACCAAAAUCCAUACACCCUCCCCUCCCUUCUCUUGUCUACCCCAUCCCUCCAUUGC